Messenger RNA from Dendronephthya gigantea, 3759 nucleotides. RefSeq names its product eukaryotic translation initiation factor 3 subunit A-like. The coding region runs from base 68 to 3544 and encodes 1158 amino acids. Gene Ontology annotation, molecular function: mRNA binding; translation initiation factor activity. The transcript has 20 exons. Gene Ontology annotation, cellular component: eukaryotic translation initiation factor 3 complex, eIF3e; eukaryotic translation initiation factor 3 complex, eIF3m; multi-eIF complex. Gene Ontology annotation, biological process: translation reinitiation; formation of cytoplasmic translation initiation complex. Lineage: Eukaryota; Metazoa; Cnidaria; Anthozoa; Malacalcyonacea; Nephtheidae. The record is from RefSeq and is a predicted model, not a curated record.
CUCGAGGAAAGGCACAUGGAGGUCGACUGAAGAAAAAUACGAAACACUUCAUCAACAAAGAUACAGCAUGCCGGCGUAUUUUCAGAAGCCGGAGAACGCUUUGAAAAGGGCAAACGAGUUUAUUGAAGUUGGCAAGAAGGAAGAAGCUCUUGCUGCAUUGCGUGAUGUCAUUAAAAGCAAGAAACAUCGCACUUUGCAAAAGAUCCAUGAACCGAUCCUUCGCAAGUACCUAGAGCUGUGCGUCGACCUGCGUCAGAGCCAUGAAGCCAAGGAGGGGAUGUACCAAUACAAGCUCAUCUCCCAACAAGUCAAUGUUGCUUCUCUGGAAGAUGUCGUCCGAUAUUUUCUCACCCUGAGCGAGAAAAAGGCGGAGGCAGCGCAGGAGGAAUCUCGGGAGAAGGUGGAUGUUGAGGAUCUUGAAGAAAUACAGACACCUGAGAGUAUAUUGUUGAGCUUUGUUAGCGGGGAAGUGAGUCAAGAUCGUGUUGACAGAUUGAUGGUUACUCCGUGGGUGAAAUUUCUAUGGGAAGCCUAUCGCAACGUGCUGGAGUUGUUGAGGAACAACGCUCGUGUUGAGAAGUUGUAUCAUGAGGUAGCACAACAAGCAUUUAAAUUCUGUCUAAAGUAUACGAGGAGAACUGAGUUUCGUAAACUGUGCGAUAAUCUACGAAAUCAUCUCCAGUUGAUCAUCAGACAUCAAGGGCAAACUAAUGCUGUGAACCUGAGCAAUGCGGACAGCAUUCAAAUGCAUUUGGAGACAAGGCUUGCCCAACUAGACAGUGCUAUUGCUAUGGAAUUAUGGCAGGAAGCAUUCAAAGCAGUUGAAGAUAUCUACAAUUUGAUGCAACUUGCAAAGAAGACACCAAAGCCACAACUGCUUGCAAACUACUAUCAAAAGACAGCAUUGGUUUUCUGGAAAUCUCGAAACUAUCUCUAUCAUGCUGCUGCUUUGCAACGGUUGUUUGUGCUGUGCAGGGAACAGAAGAAGACAAUAACACCUGAAGAACAACAAAAAAUGGCAUCUCGUCUUCUCGUUGCUGUUCUUUCAAUUCCAUUGCCCUUGCCUCAAACGGAAUCCGACAAAUACUUGAUGUUUGACGAAGUUGCUCGUGAGAAAUCUCGCCGUCUGGCCACACUUUUGAGCUUGCCAACUGUGCCUACUCGAAAGAAACUUGUUGGAGAUUUGAUAAAGUUGAAUGUUCUUGACUACGCUAUGCCAGAAAUCAAGAAUUUGUACCAAUGGCUUGAAGUUGAUUUUAAUCCAUUGGAACUGUGCAAAGAUGUCGAAGGCGUUACAAAUAUUUUGAGCGAAAAUGAAGAGCUUAGCACUUAUGUUAAACCACUUCAGGAUAUCACCAUUGUUAAACUUCUCAACCAGGUUUCGCAAGUGUAUCAGACUAUCUCGAUUCCAAAGUUGCUGGAGUUAGCCUCAUUUACGGAUGUUUUCAACUUGGAGAAAGUUGUUGUUGAGGCUGCAAAACGAAACAAUUUACAGGUUCUUAUCGAUCAUCGCUCGAAUUCGAUCAGUUUCCGUUCAGAUCUCAGCGUUGACCAAAAGGAAGAGGUCAUGGACGGGCCAUAUUUUCAGUCGCUGUCUUCAGAAAAAAUACGAAGUCAGUUGAUUGUAAUGUCUCAGGCCCUUCACAAAGCUAUUCAAAUCUUGCAACCGCCAGAAAUAGUGAUGGAGCGUGCAAAGACCUUGGAAGAUGCUAUGGCCGCGUACGAACAGACAGCGAAACGAGAGCACCAAGAUAUGUUGAAACGAAAGCAAAUGAUUGAAAAACGAAAGGAGCAUUUGGAAAACUUAAACAUCAAGAAGGAAAAAGAGGAACAAGCUGAACGCGACAAGCAACGGGACAAGGCGCAGGCUGCCGAACGCCAACGACUCGAAGCCGAAGCGACUAUGAGGGAGGAAAAGCGAAAACAACGAGAGCUUCAGGAAAUUGAAAAGAAACAAGCAAUGGAGAAGAUUAUGGCUUUGAAGAAAACUACUGUUGGUGCCCGAGCUUUGAAGAAUUUGACAGAACAGGAAAUAGAAGAAAUGGAUGCCGACGAUAUCAUGGCUCGCCAGGUUGAGCAACUGGACAGGGAGAAGAAGGAAACUCAGCAUAAAUUGCGACUUCAAGAGAAGAGAGUUGAUCAUUUCGAGAGAGCGAAAAGGCUGGAGGAAAUACCUUUGUUGGUGAAGCAAUACGAAGAGUUUGUUGUGGCGGAUAAGGAGUUCUGGGAUGAAGAACAAGAGAACACGAUAAAAAAUGCGAUUCGUGAGCGGGAAAAAGCGAUGGAAAUGAAGAAUCGUUUGUUGAGAAUCCUGGACGACCGAGAUGCAUUCCUUGAAAAGUUGGCUGAAAGCCGAAAGAAAGCUCACGAGGCUAAGAACGAGAAAUUCGAGGAAGAGUUGAACAAUAUUCGCAAAGAACGCCUGAACAAUCGUAGGUUGGAUCGAAUCCGUGAGAGGAAAGUCAAAUAUCAACGAGAGAAAGAGGAGGCGAAGCGAAAGGCCGAAGAGGAACGAUUACGCAAAGAGCGAGAAGAGAAGGAGCGGAUUGCUCGCGAGGAGAAUGAACGAAAAGAGGCCGAGGAGAGAGAAAGGAAAGCGAAACUGGAUGAAAUUGAACGAAAGAAACGAGAGAAAGAGAUGGAAAUUGAACGAAGAGAAGAAGAGGCCAGGAAGGAAAAAGAGCGGGAAAUGAAAGUUGGGCGAGAUGAAUCGGAGGGUGGUUCGUGGCGUCCCCCCGGUCAAGAUGGUGGUGAUCGCGCGUGGCGCCGUGGAGAUCGCGAGAUGGAUCGAGAUCGCCCGGGCUGGGGUCGUGAUGAUCGCGAGGGUGGUCGUGCGUGGGGCCGUGAUGACCGUGGCGACCGCGGUGGUGCUUGGGGUUCACGUGACCAGGAUCGUGAUCGAGACCGCUUUGCACGUGAUCGGGACAUGGAUAGGGACCGCGAUGGAGGUCGUCCAGCGUGGGGAAGGGACCGUGACCAAGGGCGUCCUUGGGGUCGUGAUCAAGAUCGUGACCGUGGGGGAUGGGGUCGUGACCGGGAUCAAGACCGUGGAGGAUGGGGUCGUGACCAAGACCGGGGUGGACCACGUGGCGGCGGGUACGACCGGGGGGAUGAUCGUGACCGCCCGGCAUGGGGUCGGGAUCGUGAUCGCGACGGAGGUGACCGUGGCUCAGGACCUCGUGAUGGACCACCACCCAGAGGCGGUGGGUUUAGAGAUGACGGUGACAGUUCCUGGCGUGGCAGCAGAGGUCCCCCUAGAGAUGAUCGUGGCCCACCUCCCCGUGCAGGUGGUGACCGUUACUCAGAUGACCGAGGACCCCCACGGCGUCCAGACGAUAGAGAGGGUGGAGGAAGAUGGAGGAACAGAGAUGAUGAAAGAGAUCCUGGACCAUGGCGGCGUGAUGGACCUUCUGCUGGACGCUCUGAAGGUCGUUCAUGGUCGGCGGCUCGUAAAGGGGGCAGCGGUGUCACUAGUAGCGGCGAACGUGACCGGAAGCCUGAGGGGGAUGGUAGCGAUGGCUGGACCACAGUCGGGGGUCGUUAGGGACAUAUAGGUACAUACGAAUCUUUUUGCUCAAAUUUGCUGUUCGUCAAAACUGAAUCUUAGAAAAUACUAUGUUACGGGGAGAACUAAUAAAGAGCAUGAAUCCAUAUUCUUAAGUAUCAUUCUUUGAUAAAAGACUUUGAUUCAAAAGUCUUUUUAAAAUAUUUGAAAUGAAAGAUUAUCAAAUUGAAAAUUUAACUUCUAAUAAAAGGAAU